Pararge aegeria (speckled wood butterfly) is the source of this 2482-nucleotide messenger RNA. RefSeq names its product succinate--CoA ligase [GDP-forming] subunit beta, mitochondrial (gene ScsbetaG). Lineage: Eukaryota; Metazoa; Arthropoda; Insecta; Lepidoptera; Nymphalidae. Gene Ontology annotation, molecular function: ATP binding; succinate-CoA ligase (GDP-forming) activity. The coding region runs from base 308 to 1567 and encodes 419 amino acids. The transcript has 4 exons. Gene Ontology annotation, biological process: tricarboxylic acid cycle; succinyl-CoA metabolic process. The record is from RefSeq and is a predicted model, not a curated record. Gene Ontology annotation, cellular component: mitochondrion; succinate-CoA ligase complex.
AAAAAAAACUACUUUAUAGUAAAUACUUUCUGCACCUUCCUCAUAUUAUACUCUAUUUAUCUAGUGGUAAUAUUUAUUACCUAUAUUCCUGUCAGCUAGAACCCAAGUUAUUGAAAGUAAAACCAUACUCUUUGAGUGUUGACUUUUGAACUCAUUACAUUAAAAAAAAUCUAAAAGAUAUUUGGCGACUGUAAAAGGUACCUACAAACAUUUAUUUAAUUUGUGAAGUGUGUUUUGAGGAGUAAGGACAAAUUGAAAUUCUUCAUAAAAGAAUUAAAAGGACCAGAAAGUGUGCAGGAGCGUUAGUAUGGCUGCUAUGACGAAGACCCGAAACUUAAAAAUAUUCCGUCGUUUGUCGUAUAACCCAUGUGUUCUUACAAGAAGAAACUUAAACUUACAAGAAUAUCACAGCAAGGAUUUAUUACGGAAACACCAAGUGUCCAUUCAAAACUUUCGCCUCCUUGACUCAAAGUUAAAUCCUAGUUCAUUGACAGAUUUUAAGGCUAGUGAAUAUGUAGUAAAAGCUCAAAUUUUAGCUGGUGGUCGCGGGAAAGGGCAUUUCGAUAAUGGUUUUAAAGGUGGAGUACAUUUAACUAAAAAUCCAAGCGAGAUCCUCAGUUUAGCUAAAAAUAUGAUUGGACAUAAAUUGAUAACGAAGCAAACCCCAAAAGAAGGUAUACUUGUUGACAAAGUAAUGGUAGCGGAGAGUGUUAACAUUGUACGAGAAACAUACCUGAGUAUCAUAAUGGAGAGGACUUAUAAUGGUGCUGCACUGGUGGCCUCUCCAGCUGGUGGUAUGGAUAUAGAAGCAGUGGCUGAGAAAACACCACAGCUGCUGAAAACUGUACCUAUUGAUAUUCAUGAAGGCAUUACCGAUAAAAUUGCUAAGGAAGUUGCAGAGUUUUUAGAAUUCAAAGGUCCUUUAGUAAACAAGUGUGCUGAAGAAAUAAAAAAGCUAUGGCAACUGUUUCUAAAGGUUGAUGCUACUCAGCUUGAAAUAAAUCCAUUGGUAGAGACUGAUGAUGGGCGAGUUGUAGCUGUGGAUGCAAAAAUUAACUUUGACGACAAUGCACAGUUUAGACAGAAAGAUAUCUUUGCCCUAGAUGAUACCUCCGGAAUUGAUCCUAGAGAAAAAGAAGCAGCUGAGCUUAACCUUACAUACAUAGACAUGGAUGGCAGUAUAGGCUGCAUGGUCAAUGGGGCUGGUUUAGCCAUGGCCACCAUGGAUCUUAUCAUGUUAAGUGGUGGCAGACCAGCAAACUUUUUGGAUCUUGGGGGAGGAGUUGGUCAAUCACAAGUAUCUGCAGCUUUGAGAAUAUUGGAAUCAGAUCCUAAAGUGAAAGCUAUAUUUGUAAAUGUAUUUGCUGGUAUUGUCAAUUGCGCAACUGUAGCCAAGGGUAUUGUUGCAGCCUGCAAAGAGAACCUUCCCAAACCUCCGCUUGUGAUCAGAUUAGAGGGCACAAAUGCAGCACAAGCAAAAACAAUACUCGAAGAGUCCGGUCUUCCUUUUAAGAUCAUCAAUGAUGCUGAUGAAGCAGCAAAAACUGCUGUCAGCCUUGCAAAGUAGUAUGAAAGUAGAAAAAACAAUUUUAAAGACAAUUUUGUUAUUAGAUACAUAAAUUAACAUACAGGAAUACAACAUGACAAUAUUAUUAAAUAUAUUGACACCAUGAAAAUAUAUAUAUAUAUAUAUACACAAGUACUACAGUUACCUACCUACUUUACCUAAGUAAGCCAAUAUUUCUGUAAUGUUUCUAGUAUCAGUUAGUUAUACUGAAAUAGCACAAUAUAGUUUAAGAGGGAAAUCACAUAUGUGCUUAUCAAUUCGCAUUUAAAGUCCAUUUUGUUUAUAGGUGUGUUUUGACUUACACUAUAAACAUUGCUAUAUAUACACAUUUUACACAUUAUAAAUGUGAAUUUAUGAGAAAGGAUGCUGAAAUAUGCGUAUGAUUUAAGCUCAGAUGAAGGAACUAGGUUCUAGUUAAUUUCGACCCACAGAUAAUAAAAAUUUCAAAUACUCCAUGGUGAUUCAGAACAACUUAUAAGUAGGUCAAAACAAACAAAACAAACAAAAAACCCCGCUGAAAUAUGUGGAUUGAUGCUGGAUGGACAAAAGGACUUCUUGUAUCCAAACUUAUUUUUUUAAAUCAAAUGUUAUGCACAAUGAUUUAAUUAGUAAUAUUUUAUUACAUAUACAUCUUUUUACUAUAACCAGGCUUUUUCUUUUGGACACGCAAAGUGUGAAGUGACUGAAUGAUUGUUAAUUUGGGAAUGGAUAGAAGAAAAAAUGUAUAUAUAAAUACUAGCAUUUGUACUUAUCAAAUAUUUGAUGAUUUUAGUACUUGAGACUGAGUUUUAAAAUUGUUUCUGUCUACUAUUUGUCUUCAACCAAUGAAUUCUUGCCAUGGAUAGUAAAUGUGUAACAUUGUAGUUUUAAGUGUUGUUUUGUACAUAUCAUGUUGAAAUAUAAAGUUUUAUUAUA